This is a messenger RNA of Corticium candelabrum, 975 nucleotides long. Its product is annotated as TNF receptor-associated factor 4-like. The record is from RefSeq and is a predicted model, not a curated record. Bases 4 to 975 code for a protein of 323 amino acids. The transcript has 5 exons. Gene Ontology annotation, biological process: tumor necrosis factor-mediated signaling pathway; regulation of apoptotic process; protein K63-linked ubiquitination. NCBI's taxonomy places the organism in Eukaryota, Metazoa, Porifera, Homoscleromorpha, Homosclerophorida, Plakinidae. Gene Ontology annotation, molecular function: zinc ion binding; protein binding.
AACAUGACGUCUGCACGUGCGACUGGUGGUUAUGAAGCAGAGUUUGUAAAGCCACUUGAGAAAGAUCUCGAGUGUCCCAUCUGCUUGCUUGCUCUCAGAGAGCCUCUACAGACUCCGUGCGGUCACCUCAUGUGCAAAAGCUGCGUGGACAAAAUCACAAAAGAUGGAGAGUUUAAAUGUCCACUGGAUAACAAGGUGGAGAAGAGAAGUGAGGCUUUUUUGGAUAAAAUUCAUGAACGUAAAGUUCUUCAUCUUAAAGUGAAGUGCAACAAACAUGGAGAUGGAUGUGCAUGGAUUGGAGAGUUGCGUGAUCUGCAGAAACACGCAGAUGAUGGAUGUGAUUUUGCUCAAGUUUAUUGUGAAUUUCUGUCUGUUGGGUGUUCUCACCGGAUGAAGAAGAGAGACGUUGGUGAUCAUGAAGACAAGUGCAGCAAAGAGCAUAUGCGUUUGCUGUUAAAGAAUGUUGAUGAGCUGAAAGCCCAGCUUCAACGCCGACCUUAUGAAUCCUGCAAGUUCAUGUGGAAAAUAGAAAACUGGAGCAAAACCCUUCAAACUGCCAAAAUGGAAAAAGGAGAAUGCAUGUAUGUGAAUAGCAGUUCUUUCUACACAGGCUAUCCAGGAUACCAAUUAUGCAUGGUUGUGCAUCCGAAUGGCAAUGGAAUAGGUAUAGGAACUCAUGUGGGUGUGUAUCUAGUCAUCAUGAAAGGUGACUUUGAUCAUCAAUUGCACUGGCCGUUUUCUUAUUCCUACAGACUGACUGUCAUUGACCAGCAGCCUGACGGCAAAAAUGUGAGCGAGCUGGUUAAUCCAACAAAGGAAGGACCAGAUUCAAAGGAAUGCUUUGAGAGGAAAACUAAGAAAACAUUGAAAGCAUGGGGAUUCCAUAAAUUCAUUAGUCAUUUGGAUUUAACUAACCAGACUCGUGCAUACAUCAGAGAUGACUCUCUUCUCGUAAGCGCUGAAAUUCUGAUCUGA